CUCUUUCAUCCUUAAACCUCUGCCACUUUUCAGUUCUCACCUGCUUCUCUAUCUCAAAGUCUCACCCUUAACCCUAAAUUUAGCCAAGGCCAGCAUGCCAAAAUUUAAUCUCUUUUCUUAGCAAGCAAAACCCUAAACCUUUCUCCUUCCUUGUCUCUCUUACAACCCACAUGUUACUAUUUCAAGCAUGAAGUCUCUUAUAGCUCCACCAUUCGCACACACACCCUUUGUCUCUUUACCUCACAAAGGCCUCACCGUUCCCUCAAAAUCCAUUUUUUGUAACCCUACAACUCUGCAACCCUAAGAUUUAUCCACACUAAAUCUGAACCCCCAAUGGCUUCGCCUAAAUUCCCGCUUUUUUCUGUUCAAAAUCGAAGCUUGCAAACCAAGGCCUCUAAUUCUUCAGCAUCAGGUGAAGUUCACGUGAUUGUGGACCCGUUUGCCGGCAAAACGACCACGCUUCUUCGAAGGAUCCAAGCGGAGACCGAGAAGGGCAGAAGUGUAGCAGUAAUAAAAUCCAACAAGGACACAAGAUUUGGAUUGGAUUCUAUAGUUACACAUGAUGGAGUGAAAUUGCCAUGUUGUGCAUUGGCGAAUUUGUCAUCAUUCAGACAAAAAUUUGGUUGUGAUGCUUAUGAUAAGCUAGAUGUGAUUGGCAUUGACGAGGCUCAAUUCUUUGAAGACCUUUAUGAUUUUUGUAGUGAAGCUGCUGAUCAUGAUGGAAAAACUGUGAUAGUUGCUGGAUUGGAUGGUGACUAUUUGAGAAGGAGCUUUGGUUCUGUGCUUGAUAUAAUUCCCCUGGCUGAUUCUGUUACUAAAUUAACCGCUCGAUGCGAAUUCUGCGGGAAGCGUGCUUUCUUCACCUUAAGGAAGACGAAAGAGACACAGACUGAACUGAUUGGAGGAUCUGAUAUCUACAUGCCUGUAUGCCGACAGCACUAUGUUAGCGGACACGUAGUUGUAGAGGCUGCAAGAAUUGUUCUAGGGUCGCAGAAGUCUCAAUGUGAAUCAUGUGCAGUGUAGUUCAGCCCUUUCAUGCUCGCACGAGAUCCAGAUUUUCCUUGAGCAUUCAGCUGGAUGUGUGAAAAUUUGCUGUGUAGUUUGCACAGCAUAUUUGAACUCAUUGCUUUUUGACAUAUAGGAUCUUCAUCAUAGUAUGCCUUGUGGCUGUGGCCCGGAUAGUAAUGUAGACAAAGUUGGGCUUCUUUGUCCCAUCAAUAUGUAUUUUGAAAGGGAAAAAUUAGAAUUAGAAAUCUAUGAUUGUAUUCAACUCUGAUGAUUUUUAAUCCUAUUGUGACACGGUUGUGGUUUGAAACUUUGAAUAUACAAAAGAUAAGAUCCUUCAUAAG
Molecule: messenger RNA, 1349 nt
Organism: Pistacia vera
Lineage: Eukaryota; Viridiplantae; Streptophyta; Magnoliopsida; Sapindales; Anacardiaceae
Product: thymidine kinase-like
Biological process (GO): thymidine metabolic process
Molecular function (GO): ATP binding; thymidine kinase activity
Source: RefSeq, a predicted model, not a curated record